AGCCUCUAGAUGGCGACAGGGCGCAGAGUUGCACUUAAACUGCCAGUAGCAGCAAGUGUCGAUAAAGGCUAACGACUGGAGCUAACCAGUUCUCUAUCCACCCCAGUUCUGGGGGGAUUUGUUGGAUAUUAGUUUACUGGCUUGUUUUGAGUCGGUUUUAUUUGCCAAAAAAUGCAGAAAUAUGAAAAGCUUGAGAAAAUAGGAGAGGGUACUUAUGGGACUGUUUUCAAAGCUAAAAACAGAGAAACCCACGAAAUUGUGGCUUUAAAAAGAGUCAGACUAGACGACGACGAUGAGGGGGUACCGAGUUCUGCUUUGAGGGAAAUCUGUCUUUUGAAGGAACUAAAGCAUAAAAACAUCGUCAGAUUACACGAUGUGUUGCACAGUGACAAAAAGCUAACCCUGGUCUUUGAGUAUUGUGAUCAGGAUUUGAAGAAAUAUUUUGACAGCUGCAAUGGGGAUUUAGAUCCUGAAACUGUGAAGUCAUUCAUGUACCAGCUGUUGAAAGGUCUAGCUUUCUGUCACAGCCGAAAUGUCCUUCAUAGAGACCUGAAGCCUCAGAAUCUUCUCAUCAACAGAAACGGAGAAUUGAAGCUUGCUGACUUUGGGCUGGCCCGGGCUUUUGGUAUUCCAGUGAGGUGUUACUCUGCAGAGAGGGCAUGCUUCACUGCGCUGAUGUGGACAAACAAAAUCCUGAAGAGGGUCUUGACGCAGAUUACCUGCACGCUCCUGUUUUUUUUUUUUUUUUUGAGCUGGCUGCUGCUUAUAAAAGCAAAGGUUCCCGUCUGAUAGACAUCAUUCCUCGUUUUGGGGUUUUUACAGAGAGCAACACUUUUUUGGAGGAAGAAAGAAGGCAGUAUUUUUUUUGAGCAAAGAUGGCCCGUGUCUUUUGCGUCUUAGCUUGUCUGUUUUUUGUAUUCUGUGUUGUCCAAA
Oryzias melastigma (Indian medaka) is the source of this 933-nucleotide messenger RNA. RefSeq names its product cyclin-dependent-like kinase 5. Gene Ontology annotation, cellular component: nucleus; cytoplasm. Gene Ontology annotation, biological process: axonogenesis; protein phosphorylation; neuron apoptotic process. Gene Ontology annotation, molecular function: ATP binding; cyclin-dependent protein serine/threonine kinase activity. NCBI's taxonomy places the organism in Eukaryota, Metazoa, Chordata, Actinopteri, Beloniformes, Adrianichthyidae. The transcript is spliced from 8 exons. The record is from RefSeq and is a predicted model, not a curated record. Bases 172 to 789 code for a protein of 205 amino acids.